ACCAUGAUCACCAAAACCACCAGGACCCGCAGAGAAAUGAGGCCACUAAGGCUAUCAAGGCCACCACUGCCACUAUGGCGACUUUGGCAGCUAUUGCCACCAUGAGGUAGGCACAUUGGGAGUGCCACGUCCAUCUCUGUCCAGUGCCGUGUCCAGUUCUGUCCACUGCUGUGUCCAGUUCUGUCCAGUGCUGUGUCCAGUUCUGUCCAGGGCCAUGUCCAGUUCUGUCCAGUGCCAUGUCCAGUUCUGGGCUGCUCUGGACGCAGUCCUGCUCUCAGGGAUGGCGCUGCCUGAGCUGGGAGGUUGGGCCAGGUGCCCACUCUGGGUCCUUCCAGCCUGACCCGAUCUGGGAUUUGGGGAUUCUGGCAGUUGUGCUUCGGGAAUUGUCCACCGGAGGGCAGCAGCGAGCGCGGGCGAUCAGCGCUCCGGCUGCAGUUCCGGGUGCCGACAGCAGGCGGCGCCACUCUGCCCCCCUGAGGCUGACCACUGUGAUGAGAGAAGCGAUAACGGGGACGGGCGGCUGAAAGAGAUAACAAGGACAUUACUCGGUGUCCCACACUGGUCCCUGUGGCUUCUCCCCUCCAUGGCCCCCUUGGCUCAGACCCUGGCACUGCUGGCAAUGGCCGUGGCCACCGCGGCCGUUGAGGAGGUGCUCAUGGACAUGGUUCACGACUCCUUCGAUGACCAGUACCAAGGCUGCGGCCCUGCCAUGACAGAGGCAUUGCCGGCCCUCAACCGCUCCGAGUUCCAGAAGAAUCAUCUGUUUGCCAAGGUCUGGCUGAAGGCUGCAGCUGAGUGGCAGCGUCGGGGGUCCCCCGUGUCCCCUCUGUCCUCUCCAUCCCAGGCCAUCGCCCUCAUGGCCUACACCAUGGAUGACCUGUACGAGGAGUUCAACAAGGCCGUGCGCACGGCUGGAAGCUCCAGCCAGGAAUACCGGAACAACUUCCACUUCAAAACGCUGCAUUUCCUGCUGACCGACGCCCUGGAGACGCUGAGGGACACUCCGGAACAAGACUGCUGGGAGGUGGGCUGGGUGGUGUGCGGGAUUCAGUUCAAGGCCCAGAGUGGCGACACCGUCCGAUUCGGUCAAUUCAUGUCGACGUCAAUGAGCAGGCCAUCUGCCCAGUGCUCGGAGCCGAGCACUCUGUUCUUGGCUCGCACGUGCCGCGGCGUGGACAUCCAGAAAUUCUCCUACUAUCACAGUGAGAAGGAGUUGCUGAUCCCACCAUUUGAAACCUUCACGGUCGUCCAAACCAUCUGGGACGGGAAGACGCAAUAUAUCGUGCUCUAUUCCAACGGGCUGAAAAGCAACUACAACUGCGAGUGGCUGAAAGGUGGGAGCAUCCCCAUGGCCCCCUUCCACCUCGGAGGACUCCUCCUGGCCACCACGGCUCUGGCAGUGGCCACUGGGAUCCUCUGAGCUACGAGGCCACCAAGGUCACUGAGGUCACUGCGCUCACUGUGGCCACCAUGAUCACCAAGACCACCAUGACCCCCAGAGAAACGAGGUCACCAAGGCUGCCAAGGCCACCACUGCCACUAUGGGCAGCUUGGCAGCUAAUGCCACCAUGAGGUAACUGGGGCUACCACUGUCACUGUGGCAACUGUGGCCACCACAGCCACUCUGGCCCCCAUGGUCACAAUAACCACCAAGGCUACUGUGGCCACCAUGUUCACCAAGACUCCCUGAGCCACAAGGCUACCACAGCCACUGUGGCUACCAAUACAAUUUUGCAAAGAAAUUUUAUUAAAUUAGUCUAUAAAACCAA
Vidua chalybeata is the source of this 1769-nucleotide messenger RNA. RefSeq names its product erythroblast NAD(P)(+)--arginine ADP-ribosyltransferase-like. Gene Ontology annotation, molecular function: NAD+-protein-arginine ADP-ribosyltransferase activity; NAD+ poly-ADP-ribosyltransferase activity. The coding region runs from base 584 to 1420 and encodes 278 amino acids. The record is from RefSeq and is a predicted model, not a curated record. Lineage: Eukaryota; Metazoa; Chordata; Aves; Passeriformes; Viduidae. The transcript is spliced from 4 exons.